Molecule: messenger RNA, 531 nt
Organism: Lucilia cuprina (Australian sheep blowfly)
Lineage: Eukaryota; Metazoa; Arthropoda; Insecta; Diptera; Calliphoridae
Exons: 2
Coding region: 1-531 (176 amino acids)
Molecular function (GO): carbohydrate binding
Source: RefSeq, a predicted model, not a curated record
AUGGAACACUAUAAAAACGAACAACAAUAUACUAAAUCUACUUUCGAAAAUUUUAAAACUAUUUUAACAAAUACUUUUGAAAUACAAGUAUUAUUUACUAUAGACAAUAUUCUGAUCGCUCUUAAUGGUUUGCAUAUAGCUAAAUUCGCCCAUCGUCUGCCGUUUCAUGAUAUACGCAGUAUAGAUAUACGUGGCGAUAUAACCGACGUCCAUGUGGAACGUAAUAUUGUAACAGAUUAUCCCACACGUCCCGAUAAAACACCACAUAUUGUACGUUUGGGUGGUCGUUAUGCUAAUACUUCCAAUUUAGAGGAUCUUGAAUCAGAAGCAGAUUAUUGUGAACUGGCAACAACUGAUACGGCAGAACGUUUACUUCCCUUACCCUAUUAUGCCACCUUUGAUAAGGGUUUCUUUGAUUUGGGCUAUAGUAUAGGGGUUAGGGGUCAUGUCCGUUUAAAUCCUCAUACCUUUAAGGUGGCUUUACAGGUGGGACAAAAUGUUUGGCCUCAACCAACUAUAGCCUUGCUAUAG